AUGGCGGAACCCGAAAGGGUAGCCACAACCACCCCUACACCCAGCAACCAGGGAGACCCAAAUUUUAUUAACACACUAUUCUCAAGGAGAAAUAAAGACAGAAUUGACAAGCUGCUUCUACAAACACCAUCUCUGGAUGCACACAAACCACCCCAACACAGCCCCCGGAGGGAUAGUGGACAUAACCACCCUUACCGUCAUGUGAGUACUCCUAAUCCUAGUAGACAUAGCAAAUCUAGAAGUAGAAGUAGAAAAGAUUCGUCUGAAAAUAUUUCCCGAAAAAAAAGUUUGGAGAAAACUUAUUCUGACCCAAAAUCUGACCAUAAGUCAGUACCAGAAAAGCCCCAACACUUAAACCGCUCCGGUCACUCACCCAGCGAAAGAGACUGUUCUAACGCCCAAGAAGUUGAACAAAAUGAAAGUAUGGAGAAUACCAAAGAAAGUAUGGAGAAAGGUGAUGUGCUGAAAAAUACAACAGUAUUCCACAUACUUUCUAAAAAUAAUUUUGACAAUAACGCGAACGCGUCAAGCCCGAUCGACUCGCCGGAUAGUGAUGGCAAUUUUACAAACUUUAAAAGUGCGGAGAACUCGCCUCUAAACAAUACACUUGUAAACGUCGGUGAAUUCGGUAGUGCGAGCGAAAAAGUGAAAUAUAUCACCGGUAUCGCGGAACAAAACAUUGACAAUUUAAUCAUUCAAAGUGCCGAGAAUGCAGAGAAAAGACUCUUAGAACUAGCCAAAGACAGUACAGAUUUGGAAAGUAUGGAGAAAAAUUUAGAAAGUAUGGAGAAAACGCGAGAAAGUAUGGAGAAAGCACUGAAAAGUAUGGAGAAAACUCAGAAAAGUUCGGAGAAUGAACUGAAAAGUUUGGAGAACACGAAAAAAAGUAAGGAGAAUAUAUUUAAAAGUUUGGAGAAUAUACACAGAAGCUCUGACAACGAGAAUACAAGUUCGGAGAAUAGCUCGGAAAGCUUGGGGAAAGCCAACACUAAGGCCCAAUCAUCGGGAUAUGAUUUCCCAAACUUUGUGUCGGCAUACAACACGCUGCCGUUACCAGCCACGGUCACCGAGAGAAUUCUAAACUUUAGAACGGACGCGCAAAACAUUACCUCUAGCGAGGACGAGUCGAUGAAAACGAGACAAUCGAACACCGUCGUGACCAGUGACCAAAUCCGAAAAUUCACUGGACUGAAACCGUCGGGGUCCACGGGCGCGGUCGCGAAAACCACACCUGAACAGCCCUCGAAACGAAAAAGGCUAGGGCAACGGCCCACAAUUGAGGAACAGAACAACGACGGACCAGUAAGCAUGGAAACCAACGACUCUGAAGGUUUCAAAACACCUAAGAAGUUUUCUACUAACUUUGUAAAAGUUCUAAGAGAAAAAGCGGUGAGAUCGAUAAAACUACAGAACAAAUAUAAUGCCCUAUCAGAUACCGACUCAGAUGAAGAAAAUUACCCACCCAAGAAAAACGACACUAAAAAAGCCGCAACCGACAGGCCAAAGGAGACAGAAACACAUAAACCUCCAAAAACUAACACGGUCAACAAAACCAACCCAACUAUCCCAAAAAAAUCGACUAUGCCCCCGAUAGUAAUAGAGGGCAGGACUGACAACCACAACAGCCUCAAAAAAGACCUGCAAAGCAUUGUCAAGGGUAAAUACACAAUUAAAUAUACAUCGAACUCCACCAUAUUAUACCUCGAGGAACUAGCAGAUCAUAAAAACCUCCUGGCUAGCUUUAGAGAAGCCAAAAUAUCCCACCACUCCUACACAAGCCGAUCAGACAAAUCGCACGCGUUUGUUCUAAGAGGAAUAGCGGAAGGUACCACCCUGGAACAGAUUGAAGAGGAUCUGAUGCAAUCGUACGACAUCAAAAUCAGGGAUUCAUACAAAAUGUCCACGAAAAAUCGCCCUCUCUUCCUGAUCGUAACGGAUCCGGCUAUCACGCUCGACUUCCUAAAUAAAAACAUUCGAGUGGUUGAGAACACCAGGGUGAUUGGAAAUCUUGCUGGAGGCGAAAAUUUAAGCAAUAUCAGGAAUAUAAAAAUUGAAAAAAAUGAUCCAUUUACAGUUUUUUAUAAAACGUCGUACUCUCAUGUAGACUUUUCAGAAAUGACUGUGAAAACAGUUCGCGGCAGGAGUAACAUAGCAUUGACACUGGAACCAGCAUACAAAUCUAAAAUAAAAAUUGAGGAGUCUGCUGCAAGAAGGAUGCAGCUCCAUUUUUGGUAA
This is a messenger RNA of Psylliodes chrysocephalus, 2235 nucleotides long. The record is from the annotation of a GenBank genome assembly. Lineage: Eukaryota; Metazoa; Arthropoda; Insecta; Coleoptera; Chrysomelidae.